Molecule: messenger RNA, 1419 nt
Organism: Fusarium proliferatum ET1
Lineage: Eukaryota; Fungi; Ascomycota; Sordariomycetes; Hypocreales; Nectriaceae
Exons: 8
Coding region: 1-1419 (472 amino acids)
Biological process (GO): transmembrane transport
Molecular function (GO): transmembrane transporter activity
Source: RefSeq, a predicted model, not a curated record
AUGUACUCCUUUCUAGCCAACGGCGCCUUGAUCGGCCCAAGUGUCUAUGUCAACGUCCUCGCCCAGCAGUUUGGUAAAACACCCAGUCAAACAUCGCAGCUGGUGAAUAAUCCAAAUCUUCUCUUCGGAUUGGGCUCCCUUAUUUUCGUUCCUAUGUACCAGAAAGUCGGCCGCAGACCCACAAUGCUAAUCUCGAUCAUUGUCUUCUGCGGUGGCCUGCUAGGCUGUGCUCUGUCCAAAUCAUACAAUGUCCUGAUGGGCUUCCGAAUGGUUCAUGGCUUCGGCUCAUCAGUUUGCGAAGCAUUACCAGCACAAGCUGUGGCCGACGUCUUCUUUUUCCACGAACGAGGAAAAGCCUUGGGCUGGUAUACCUUUGCACUUGCAACUGGCUCUCUAAGUGCUACUGCUGCUAGUUACAUGUUGUCCAGUGGGUUGUCGUAUAAUCUAUUCUUCUGGAUAGAAUUCGCUCUCGGAUGUGUACUCUUCCUCGCCACUCUUGCCUUUUUUGAGGAGACAAUGUACCUGGAGGAACGUCAACCUCCUUCACCCUCCGGCCAACAACCGACUGACGCUGAUUCCACCAAAGACGAGCCCCAAGCAACUUCGGAGUGCAUGGAAUCUAGGCUUGAGGAGUCUGUAACAGUUCCACCGAGGAAGUCCUACUUGGAGCAGUGCAGGAUCUUCGGAAAGACGGACCCCGAUACCCAGGUAUUCAUGAUGAUGAUCCGAUCUUUCACUUACCUCAUUGUACCCCAAGUGUUCUGGGUCUGCUCUACCUAUGGGAUGGUCAUUGGGCUUGCUGGUCUCGCCUUCACUUCAACUUUCCCAAGCAUUGUGGCCGCUCCUCCAUACUCCUGGCCAAUUGAGAAUACCGGCCUCGUGGCAAUAUCAGCAUUCACUGGCUAUUUAUUAGCAGCAGGACCCUUUAGUAGCGUCCCGGAUCGAGUCUCCGCUUGGCUUACGCGUAAGAAUAAUAAUAUUCAUGAAGCUGAGUACCGCCUCUGGUGUCUAGCGAUUGUCUUCUUCAUAUCCCCAGCAGCACUUAUCCUGUAUGGAUAUAGUGCAGGAAACCACAUGCAUUGGUUCGGACUUGUCUUUGCUGUGGGGAUGUUCCAGUUCGGAGCUUUCUUCUAUCUCACUUACACGCUCGCAUAUGCUAUGGACUCUUAUGAGUCCAAGAUGCCUGAGAUGCUGAUUGCGAUGAACAUUGGCAAAAUGUCUAUCUCUUUCGCCUUUGGUUACAAAGUAAUUGACUGGGUCCAGGCCGAGGGUUAUAUUAAGGUCUUUGCAGGCAUCUUUUGUGGAGCAUUGACUAUUAACAAUCUCUUUGUUUUUGUCUUCCUGAUUUUCGGAAAAUGGUUCCGACAAUGGCUCAGCACCACUGGUCUCUCGAAGAUGCACAGAGAGAGUCUGGGUUGA